AUGGUCGAAAAUUUACAACAACUUUCACGCAAACGAAAACGCGAGGACGAAUGCAGGGCUACGGAAUACUCUCAACCCGAACCAGUUCCACACCAUGUCACUAGUCGCAACGAAGCGUCGAUUAUUCUUCCGGCUUCGCGGAAAGACACCGUGAUACCAGAGAACCAGAAUUACAGUUUUCAGCGGAACGAGCCACCUCAGAAGCGCUUCAAAGAAGAAUCGAACAUUGCUGAGGACUAUGCCACGCCCAAUGAUCUUUCACCUAAAGGACUGGAUGAGCAUAUACCUGCGCAAGGCCCAACAGGAUCCGAACUUCCUGUGGGCAAAGCUACAAGCACCUACUCGGAUAAGUCAAACACCAAAGGUGACAGAUCAGACUCGAUCCGCUCAAGUGAAUUGACAGGAAGGCCAGAGCUCACGGCUCCAUCAAGGCAUGUUCCAUCUCCGGAAAAAGCCCCGGGAAUAGGGAAGUUUAUGACACAACACCAAUCCGUAACCCUUGCUUCCCAGGAUGAGGGAGCGAGCGCAACCAUGUCAAACGUUAAGAGCUCUGCAACUCGCCCUAGAACCGACUCAAGAAUCGAAAACCAUCCCCCAAGCCCAGUAGAUGCUUCCCUGGACAAAAUGUUCCGCGAUUCAUCUAGAGAGGUUAAUGCGAAUGACUCCGAGGACGCGUUGCACGAUGGGACCAGCGACGGGUACGCGGCUGAUAUAGAAUUCAGUAGCAAUCACAGUGAGUUGGAUAGUGAAAACGUCGCAGAGAGCCGCGAGCCACCUGUAUGGUCGAGCAGAAAGAAUGGACCUCGCGAGGGAUCAGACAGCUCGGCAUCAAACGAACGAUGCGCAAAGUUUUCCGAGUGGCAUGCGAACGAAUCCGGGGACCAUCCAGAUCUCUAUACAUAUGGGCCAGCAAUGAUCACUCAAAAUUACGACGGCGAGCGGGAGGUGCUAUCGCUUUUGCUUUCUCACGACUUGAUGCAGCGGAUGAAAGCGUCCAUAAUAGCAGGCCGUCGCUUUCGAGGGAUGAAGGCAGAGGUUGAUGAAGAGCUGCGCCAAGUAAAGCUGGAAGCUAACUUCCGUUAUGGACGCAUUAUGAGAACGAGUACGGAGAUCGAAGUCGUGAAGGAGCAGACCGCCAAAGAGAAUGAUGGCCCGACCGAAGAGCAGAGGGCCCGGUUGAAGGAUGCUCAAGAAAGACUAGAGGAUUUGAAAGCCAAGCAGGCAGCCUCUCAAGAAAAGCGAAGCGAGCUCAAAGCAAAACUGAAAGUGGAGGGAAAGGAGUGGGUGAGAUGCAUGAGAGCCGUCGAUGCUCUGCAUCAAUGUGUCCUUGUGGACUGCCGGAUCUUGUCAGAGUGUGACCAGGGCUGGUGGGCGGAUGAGGACUAUGCAAUCACUACAGUCAAGUCUAUGCAACGGUACGAUACGGAGAGCGAAGAUGAUGGAGAAUCGGAAUUUGUUCAACCGCAGGUCAUCACCCGCGUAGAAGUCACGAGGGGACAGGGUGCUGACCACCAGCGUGGACAGCCGGAUGCAAAGGCUGCUUCACCGAACGUCGCUAAGGGAGGGAAGACUGACGGGAUCGACAAAAGUCCAAGUGAUCGCCUUCAAGCAGCGCCAAAAGCGCACGAUGGCGAAUUUUCGGCACACCUGGAGGCGGCUGAGGAUCCAGUUGAUGCGCCUGGAGAGAAGAAUAAUCCGACUAUCCCAGACCCCGCGGAAACGGCUCAGGCUUCGGCAACUCUCGAGUUGCACAAGGAGAAGCUAACGGCCGAAUUGGAGCAGCGUCGGCUGAUGCUGCAAAAGACGCGAGAGCAGCACGAUAAGCACCAUGACAGCUACACUGAGAUCUAUGCAAUAUAUGUCUCCCAGCAGCUCAAUCGGCCCAACGUAGACUUCGCAGCGGAGUUCGGUCCGUUAUACGUCUUUGGCGGCCAACAGCUUGCCCAGAAAGUUACGCUCGCGGAAGAAGCUUACGCUACAACUAAAGCUGAAGCAGAAGCUGCAGGUGUCAUCUUGGGUGACCCGCAUGCCCACGAACCGAUUGAGACUACACGGCCCCGAUGCGAAGAGGAAGAAGUACGGUACCUGAAAAAGUCGAACCACGAUAGGAUUGAAAGUUGGAGAGAUGUAGAGAUGGACGAUGUUAGUCUUGCUGGGACGGUGCGCUCUUCCGAAGCGGGAGAGAGUCAUGGCGAUGACCUGGCCGACAAGCCCCAUCGGAUGAAAAGGCAGGGGGAGACUCCUAAGCAUAGAGAACUGUCGCAGUCUUUGAUCACGAAAUACUUCCCGAUGAGCCGACUAACCCCGGCCGCCUCGAAGAAGCGAAUGCGCGAUAACGAUGACGAGCACAGCUCGAGUCGGAAAUGUAUGCGUUUCGACAACCCCGAGUCGCAGCCACUCAAGAGUAGCAACGACGAACCUCCAGGUCCUAAUACGGAAUCUCCUGUGGAGUCCUCGCUGCCCGAGUCCUCACAGCUCGAGUCCUCGCAGCCCGAGUCCUCGCAGCCCGAGUCCUCGCAGCCCGAGUCCUCGCAGCCCGAGUCCUCGUCGUCUUCGAGCGGCAUAGCAGAGAUACCGAAACCGUGCACACCACCUAAGAAGAGCAGAGCGGGGAGCAGAAGCACAAAGGACGAGCCCGUCCUCAAGCAUCAUUUUAUUGAUAGUGUUAGCGUUUUGCACACAAACGAGAGCAGGCGGCAAUUGAUCACUGAGUGGGCAGAGAAGUGGCGAGGAGGUUUUUUAUAA
Molecule: messenger RNA, 2745 nt
Organism: Trematosphaeria pertusa
Lineage: Eukaryota; Fungi; Ascomycota; Dothideomycetes; Pleosporales; Trematosphaeriaceae
Exons: 2
Coding region: 1-2745 (914 amino acids)
Source: RefSeq, a predicted model, not a curated record